AUACAAUUUUACAAAUAUUGAUAAAGAAUUUUAAUUAUGGCUUUCUAUAAUGAAAAUAUUGGGAACCGCAUAUUGGAAUUGUUGAGUUUCCCCCUAUUUGAUCGUUGCCAUGAGUUAAAUAUACUGUUCGAGCGGUGUAAUCUGCGAGAACUGCAGGAACUUUUUCCCACCAUUGUGAAAUCAGUCUUUGGCAUUGGCGCCGGUGGCUUGGGAUGGGGUCUGCGAACAACAACCAAAGAAAAUUCCGCACCAUGUUUUGAUAUCCUGUACAAUUUCUUUGCACCCAUGGGACCAAUGUUACGUUUAUGUUAUAAUUUACUAAAUGAUCAAAUCAAGUUUGAAUUGUCUUUGGAACAUUUACCGCACAAAAUGGUGGAGUUAAUACACUCGGGCCAGUAUUCCAUGUUCUAUGCGGAUUUGGUUAAUAUAGAUCCAUUCCGUAGACAGGUCACUUCGUUGAGUUUAAAUGCCUUCGAUUAUUAUAUGUUGCAUUUUGUCAUACAUGCCACAUUUCCUUUGCACAAAAUGUAUCCGGCUGCACUGCAAGUACACAAUGAACGCAUGAAGACUGUGUAUUUUUUCCUGACAGCCGAAUACCUUUGCAAUUUCCUACCCAGUCGACCAGAUGCCAUGGUUAUGCCAAGUAAUAUUUGCUCGAGCGUUAAGGCGCCACAACCAAUGCCGGUGCAACAGCUACAACCAAAACGUUCACCGAAAUAUUUGAAAAUACCCCAAACGAAUCAGUCGUUAUAUGGUUCGGGAUCGAAUAAUAUGUCACAGAUAAAUCAACGUAGUGGCACUGAAACAUCGCCGAGGGCACAUGCUUGGCGUACCGAAUCGGUUUUGCAUUUCUUUAUUGAUACAUGGUUGAGAUAUGAUGUGGAUGAGGCAAGGGAUCUUCCAAGCAGUGAAUUUAUACGUGUUGUCCGUAUACUCAUAAAACAGACGCACUCCUUUGCGAAUUCCGCCAACUUGGAUCAAACUGCAAUGUCGACGUUACGUAAAAUUGCCCAACCAAUGAUGAAGCCACGCAUAUAUCCAUUUAUCAAGAGUAUAAUUGGUAGAUGGCCAUUGGAUAGUUCUAUGUCCGUGGUCUUGGAAUUAUGGCUUAGCUAUAUUCAGCCAUGGCGUUAUACAUUUGAAUGGCAAAAUAAUAGUGGAGCAAAUAUUGAGGUACCCAUUAACAGUCGGUUUGAUUCAUUCAUAGCCGAUAACUUAGUUAUAUAUACACAAAUAUUUGUGCACAUAUUACCUAGAUUUGAGAGAUUGGAUUUUACAUCACUGCGUAAUGUAAUUAUGUUACAUCGUUUAGUAAAGGUCUUCAGUCAAUCGACAUUGCCACAAAAACUCUAUAAUGCUGAAAAAGCAUAUGCAGGCAAUUCAAUUGGUUUUGUUGAUUCCCCCCGAAAACACAGUACUUUCCUAAGGUUGGUUUCUGUUGAAUGGGAUGGUAGUUUUUACCAUGAAGAUGUCUAUACACCCAUGUUCGGCACUGCUAUCAAAUGUGAAAUCGAACAAUUCAUAAAGACUGUACACAUAUCACGGAUGUAUGUGGGCCAAGAGAUUAGUGCAAUACGACGCGAACAAAUGGAACGUCGUAAAUCGUUGGGUUUCUUUAGGAAACUAUUCAGCAGUGUAUUUAGCGAUAUGAACCCAUCGGAAUUGAAAUUACAAGAGAUUAGUAAAAUACCUGACAUACUUGACUUAGCAGUUCGCUCAUUAAGUCAAAUGUUUAAUGUUGAACUGCCCAAUAUAUCAAUGGAACAAUUGGAACCGGUGGUGGGACAAAGUUUCUCAAAGAGCCUAAAUUUCUCAAUAUAUGAUAACAGUGACUAUUUGGAUAUUUCACGGUUAUCGCCACGACAAAUGAUGAAUAAUUUGGCCCAUAUGAAUUCUUCUAUAGAUCCCACAACAGUACCCAUACAAACACAUGAAUGUACGGUACUGGUGAGAUUAUUACAUCAAGUUUCCUGUGUGUUAAAUGACAAGUUUGGCGACCAAUUUAACAAAUAUUGGAGUCGCCCAGACUUUCUGGGUAAACUAUCACAUCAAUUGUUAUACCCUCCCAUGACUGCACAAUGGUUCGAAAAACCCAGAGGUGUUAGUGAACUAUGUGAAGAAGAUAUACCAGCCCGUUUAUGUUUACGGGUUUUAGGCUCCUAUCGUACCUUGGCACUUAUAGCUCUAACAAUGCUGAUCGGUUAUAUAUUUUGGGGCUCAGCCUCUUAUGGUGUUGUUGCAUUAUUUUUCAUUUCAGUCAUUUAUAUUUUCAUAAUGGCUCUCAUAUCAUAGUAAUAUCAUUUUUAUUAUUGUAAUUGGACGAUAUUUAAUAAA
This is a messenger RNA of Musca vetustissima, 2334 nucleotides long. RefSeq names its product sphingomyelin phosphodiesterase 4. Gene Ontology annotation, biological process: glycerophospholipid catabolic process; ceramide biosynthetic process; sphingomyelin catabolic process. Gene Ontology annotation, molecular function: sphingomyelin phosphodiesterase D activity. Lineage: Eukaryota; Metazoa; Arthropoda; Insecta; Diptera; Muscidae. The transcript has 10 exons. The record is from RefSeq and is a predicted model, not a curated record. The coding region runs from base 37 to 2292 and encodes 751 amino acids.